GCCGCCAUCUUCCCGCGCGCGCGCCCCAGCCCCGCCCCCAGGCGCCGCUCCCACGUGACUACUCUCCCGGGACUACUUACGUGGGUCGGGUUUGCGUCACGUGAUUCAGGGGCGUGGCCAAGAUGGCGCUACCCAGGGAGGUAGGGAGCCCGCGGCAAGAGUGUCUGUGACUGUGAGGAAGGUAGUCGCGUGGCUACAUCUCGGUGGCAAAUUGGAGGCGGUGGAGAGUAACCGGGCUUCAGCUUACAGACCGCAGAGAGUGACCUCCAGUAGAGCAUCUCUCCUCGCUAUUGGAGAACGGAGGUAGCCGGUUACUAGCUGUGUGUAGCUGUUGUCCUCUGCCUGGAGGUGCUGUGGGGUCAAGAGUCAAGGCGUCUCCAGUCACUCCGUCUUUCCCCGGGCCUCAAGUCUAGAGCUAUGACCCGAGAUAGCACUCCUCCAGCUCCAGGAGCUAGAGCUCCGCUGAGCGGGUCAGUGCUGGCGGAGGCGGCAGUGGUGUUCGCCGUGGUGCUGAGCAUUCACGCUACUGUGUGGGACCGAUAUUCGUGGUGUGCUGUGGCCCUCGCAGUGCAAGCCUUCUAUGUCCAAUACAAGUGGGACCGUCUGCUGCAGCAGGGAAGCGCUGUCUUCCAAUUCCGAAUGUCUGGCAACAGUGGACUACUGCCUGCUUCCGUGGUCAUGCCUUUGCUUGGACUGGUCAUGAAGGAGCGCUGCCUGGCUGCAGGGAACCCACACUUCGAACGUUUUGGUAUUGUGGUGGCAGCUACUGGUAUGGCAGUAGCACUCUUCUCAUCUGUGUUGGCACUGGGCAUCACUCGACCGGUGCCCACCAAUACUUGUGUUAUCUCCGGCUUGGCUGGAGGUGUCAUCAUUUACAUCAUGAAGCAUUCGCUGAGCGUGGGUGAGGUGAUCGAGGUCCUGGAGGUCCUGCUAAUUUUCGUGUACCUCAACAUGAUCCUGCUGUACCUUCUUCCCCGCUGCUUCACCCCCGGAGAGGCACUGCUGGUAUUAGGUGGCAUCAGUUUUGUACUUAACCAGCUCAUCAAGAGCUCUCUAAUUAUAGUGGAAAGUCAAGGGGACCCGGUGGACUUCUUCUUGCUGGUGGUGGUGGUAGGGAUGGUGCUUAUGGGCAUCUUCUUCAGCACCCUGUUUGUCUUCAUGGACUCAGGCACCUGGGCCUCAUCCAUCUUCUUCCACCUCAUGACCUGUGUGCUGGGCCUUGGCGUGGUCCUGCCCUGGCUACACCGACUCAUCCGCAGGAACCCCCUGCUCUGGCUCCUUCAAUUCAUCUUCCAGACAGACACUCGUAUAUAUCUCCUAACCUACUGGUUUCUGCUGGCCACCUUGGCCUGCCUGGUGGUACUGUACCAGAAUGCCAAGCGUUCAUCUUCUGAGUCCAAGAAGCAUCAGGCUCCCACUAUCACCCGGAAGUAUUUCCACUUCAUUGUGGUAGCCACCUACAUCCCAGGUAUCAUCUUUGACCGGCCACUGCUCUAUGUGGCUGCCACCGUAUGCCUGGCAGUCUUCAUCUUCCUGGAGUAUGUUCGAUACUUCCGCAUCAAACCCCUUGGCCACACUCUGCGGAGCCUCCUAUCUCUCUUCUUGGAUGAACGAGAUAGCGGACCACUCAUCCUGACCCACAUCUACCUGCUCCUGGGCAUGUCUCUUCCCAUUUGGCUGGUCCCCAGGCCCUGUACACAGAAAGGUAGCCUAGGGGGAGCAAGGGCCCUGGUCCCUUAUGCUGGCGUCCUGGCCGUGGGUGUAGGUGACACUGUGGCCUCCAUCUUUGGCAGCACCAUGGGAGAGAUACACUGGCCUGGAACCAAAAAGACUUUUGAGGGGACCAUGACGUCUAUAUUUGCCCAGAUCAUUUCUGUAGCUCUGAUCUUAGUCUUUGACAGUGGAGUGGACCUAAAUGACAGUUAUGCUUGGAUUUUGGGAUCCAUCAGUACUGUUUCCCUCCUAGAAGCAUACACUACACAGAUAGACAAUCUCCUUUUGCCUCUCUAUCUCCUGAUAUUGCUGAUGGCCUAGCUGCUGUGCAGCAACAAUGAUGGAGGAAACAGCAACCUGGGGAGAAUGAGUGGCCCUCACAGCAGCCAGCCACUUGGACAUGUAGAGCCAAGGGGUGAAAAGCAGAUUUGAUUUUUUGAGUUUGUUCAGAUUUAAAAUAAAAAUCAAAGCUCUCCU
Messenger RNA from Chrysochloris asiatica (Cape golden mole), 2190 nucleotides. It is a transcript of the gene DOLK, whose product is annotated as dolichol kinase. The coding region runs from base 418 to 2034 and encodes 538 amino acids. Gene Ontology annotation, molecular function: dolichol kinase activity. The transcript has a single exon. Gene Ontology annotation, biological process: dolichyl monophosphate biosynthetic process. Gene Ontology annotation, cellular component: endoplasmic reticulum membrane. NCBI's taxonomy places the organism in Eukaryota, Metazoa, Chordata, Mammalia, Afrosoricida, Chrysochloridae. The record is from RefSeq and is a predicted model, not a curated record.